AUGAUAAUAAAGAAUGAAAUGAAGUUGAAUAUAUUGCUAUACUUGCAGGUCUCGAGAGCGCAUGCCUACAUUCCGAUACUGAAGCAGAUUUCGAAGGAUAUGAUCGAGAUCUGUGAAAGGACACAGGCUCUCAAGAAACGAACAAGACAACUGGAAUCCACAGAGUUAUCACGGGAUUUUUGCUGCAAAGCGACUCCAAUAAUGUGCCAAUCUCAUCAGGUUUGUCUUCGAGCACUUGUCUAUUCACCAUACGGAAACUUCUUUUUGUCUGGAUGCCACCCCGAAGAGGAUCAUCUGAGUGGUUGUGACUUCCAUUCACUUCCACACAACUCAUCAGUUCACCGAUGUGUGUGCAAAGACGGAGAAUGCCAGAACGACUUUCCGGGAGACUGCCCGAUUAAAGGAAUCACCGACACUACAAAACCAGUAAUAACCACCACUCUGUCUCCAACGUCAACACCUCCAUGUCUGAUUGCUCGGAAUAGAACGAAAACGAACUCGGCCCGCAACCGCCACCAUCACAAUCACAGUAUGACGAGCAGCUCAGCCGUAUCCUCCACAAUUCUUCUCUCGAUAUGGGUCAUCGCGGUUACAACAAUCUGA
Messenger RNA from Caenorhabditis briggsae, 603 nucleotides. RefSeq names its product Protein CBR-CLEC-90 (gene Cbr-clec-90). The transcript is spliced from 4 exons. The record is from RefSeq and is a predicted model, not a curated record. NCBI's taxonomy places the organism in Eukaryota, Metazoa, Nematoda, Chromadorea, Rhabditida, Rhabditidae. The coding region runs from base 1 to 603 and encodes 200 amino acids.